CCUUGGAUAUGGACAGAUUGAUACUAGUUUUUGAAGAGAAAUAAAAAAAUAUAGAAAUUAGUAAAUGACGUCAAACUCUGCAGUGCUUUAAAUCGCGUAGUGGAUUAGUGAUUAUGGCAAAAUUACUAACAGUGUUGGUAAUUAUAGUGAAAGUUUUACUUUCAAACGGGCAAGACCACUAUAUUGACGAGCCUACAGGGUAUCAGCACCCUAUUGAAGAAAAUCCAAAUUAUUCAUAUGGCUAUGGAGUAUCUGAUAGCCACACCGGUGACAUUAAAACCGUUUGGGAAGCUAAAAAAGGUGACACCGUAAAAGGUCAUUACAGUGUGAUAGAACCAGAUGGUUCUAUGAGAUCUGUAGAAUACUCUGCUGGCCCGAAUACUGGAUUUACCGCACCAGUCAAUAAAGAUGGUUUAGAAGCUCUACCGUUGUACGAGGAAGAUGUUAUGGAAGAAAAAGCACUCAGAGAUUAUGAUAGAAACUAUGAUUUUUCAGAAGACGCUGAUAAUGAAAGUUCUUAUAAAACAAACGACAGAAAACGAAAAAGACAUCCAUACGAAUCACUAUUUAAAGAUUAUCCACCAUUAUCGAAACGACCAAAAUAUCCAAUUGAUAUGGAACCCAGUGAAUAUACUCAUAGUUUUAGUAUAAAACAUCAACCACACGACCUUAAUGCUGACGCCAGUGGACAUAGUCAUGUUGGAGUUAGUUUCGAUCCUAAUUGUAAAACAAAAAACAAAAAGCAGAAAAACAAAUAUUAUUCCAACGGAGCUGACUUAGACUUUCAUAAGCAAAAGUACCCUCCUUUAGCAUCAGAUUCGUAUAAUAAUGAUUAUGACAAGUACGUAGGAGAUUCAUCCAAUAUUGAAAUAGAAAAAUUAAUUCACAUGUAUAAGCAAAAAGACCGAUAUAAGCCCUAUAAGCCAGAUGAAUCUAAUAAUUGGUCAUCCAUUAAAAACAGUUAUCCAGAAAUGUCAGACAUCCGUCAUUCAGAAGAUUCUUAUUCGGAUUAUUUACCUCCAAGACCAAAGAAAAAACAUAAGCCCCACAAAACUCAAGAACUUUAUGAGUCCGACGAUUUGGAUGAUUAUGUCUUAGUCCCUAAAAAGAAGCUCAAAAAACCACCGCGAGCUAUAGAACAAUACCACCCAGACUCUGAUGAAGAGUUUGAUGAAGCUUAUGAAGAGGAACGCUUUCACAAACCCCCGCGAGGUGCCCAAACAGAAAUAAUACGAAAAGUCGUAAAGAAAAAGAAGCCUAUAAUAAAUAUUUUAGAUAUAUUUGAUAUUGCGAUCGUAGCUUGCACCCUCCUAGUGGUAGCUCAGGGAGGCCUCAUCGCUAGUCCCCAUGGAGCCAUCUCAUCUCAGAGCAUAGUUUUGGGUCACCCAGCACCCAUUGCCGCUCACGGCAUUGCUCCAGCGUAUGCCGCGCCCGCAUAUGCUGCCCCUGCUUUUGGAUUGGGACUAGGUCAUGGUGCUAUCGUCUCCCACGCACCCGUGCUGCGAGCUCCGUUGGCGCACGCCGUUGCCCCUGUUGAAGUAUAUUCACACCCCCGCUACCAGUUCAACUACGGCGUUGCCGACGGCCACACCGGCGACCAGAAGAGCCAAUGGGAAUCCCGCGAUGGUGACGUCGUAAAGGGACAGUACUCCCUCGUUGAGCCCGAUGGUACCAUUCGUACUGUCAACUACUCUGCCGAUGACCAUAAUGGUUUCAACGCGGUUGUAAGCAGACAAGGCCAUGCCGCUCAUCCCGCGGCUGCAGUUGCGCACGCCCCCGUGGCAAUCGCAGCGCCCUACGGCCACGGCGGCCUCCUCCACGGCUAA
Molecule: messenger RNA, 1826 nt
Organism: Pararge aegeria (speckled wood butterfly)
Lineage: Eukaryota; Metazoa; Arthropoda; Insecta; Lepidoptera; Nymphalidae
Exons: 8
Coding region: 114-1826 (570 amino acids)
Cellular component (GO): extracellular matrix
Source: RefSeq, a predicted model, not a curated record